AUGAGAACUGACAACCAGAGCUUCUUGGGGGAUCAUCCCAGGGACUUCAUCCUUCUGGGUGUCUCUGACAGGCCAUGGCUGGAAUUCCCUCUCUUUGUGGUCCUUCUGGUGUCCUAUGUUCUUGCCAUGUUGGGAAACAUUGCCAUCAUCCUGGUAUCCCGGCUGGAUCCCCAGCUCCACAGCCCCAUGUACAUCUUCCUCAGCCACCUCUCCUUCCUAGACCUCUGCUAUACCACCACCACGGUCCCUCAGAUGCUGGUCAACAUGGGCAGCUCCAGGAAGACCAUCAGCUACGGUGGCUGCACGGUGCAGUAUGCGAUCUUCCACUGGUUGGGGUGCACUGAAUGCAUCGUCUUGGCGGCCAUGGCCCUGGACCGCUACGUGGCCAUCUGCGAGCCCCUGCGGUACGCCCUGAUUAUGCACCGCCCUCUGUGUCAGCAGCUCGUGGCCGUGGCCUGGCUAAGUGGCUUUGGCAACUCCCUAGUUCAGGUAGUCUUGACAGUGCAAUUGCCUUUCUGUGGGCGGCAGGUGCUAAACAACUUCUUCUGUGAAGUGCCAGCUAUGAUCAAGCUGUCUUGUGCUGACACAGCUGUGAACGAUGCCACACUGGCCGUGCUGGUGGCCUUCUUCGUGCUGGUCCCCCUGGCUCUCAUCCUGCUCUCCUACAGCUUCAUCACGCGUGCAGUGCUCAGGAUCCCGUCCUCCAAGGGACGGCACAAGGCCUUUGGCACCUGCUCCUCCCAUCUGGUGGUGGUCUCCCUCUUCUACCUUCCUGCCAUCUAUAUGUACCUGCAGCCCCCUUCCAGCUACUCCCAAGAGCAGGGCAAGUUUAUUUCCCUCUUCUACUCCAUAAUCACUCCCACCCUGAACCCCUUCAUCUACACCCUGAGAAAUAAGGAUGUGAAGGCAGCCCUGAGAAAACUGCUGGCGAGGAUGUGGAGGCUCUGCAGAAGAUGA
Miniopterus natalensis is the source of this 957-nucleotide messenger RNA. RefSeq names its product olfactory receptor family 2 subfamily B member 11 (gene OR2B11). NCBI's taxonomy places the organism in Eukaryota, Metazoa, Chordata, Mammalia, Chiroptera, Miniopteridae. Gene Ontology annotation, molecular function: G protein-coupled receptor activity; olfactory receptor activity. The record is from RefSeq and is a predicted model, not a curated record. Gene Ontology annotation, biological process: G protein-coupled receptor signaling pathway. Gene Ontology annotation, cellular component: membrane.